Messenger RNA from Cryphonectria parasitica EP155, 1248 nucleotides. RefSeq lists its product as uncharacterized. The transcript is spliced from 3 exons. The record is from RefSeq and is a predicted model, not a curated record. Lineage: Eukaryota; Fungi; Ascomycota; Sordariomycetes; Diaporthales; Cryphonectriaceae. The annotation marks the transcript as partial.
GAAUUUCGGUCCUCACUUGAUGACACAUUGAUCAUAGCCAUUAUCGGCGACUAUGACUUGACAACCCAUUUUGACGAAGCCCGAGGCAUCCUCGAGGACUUGGCCCAGAACGCAACCGCAGAGGAGGGUCUGGGCUUCAACGCCAGCGGAAUCGGCAGUGAUGACCAGGAGUUGGGUCGCUGCGCCGAUGACCUGGCCGGCCUGGAGUGGCCCAGCGAUACCACCACCAACUCGGCCUCAGUUUCUGGCUCGAAUAGGUCCCCAGCGGACAUAGACAUCUCGCUCCAGACAGAAUGCAGCGACGCCCUAUCCGAGAGUUUCGCUGCUCUCGAGCUCCCCCAGGACGUAAAUGUGUCUGCCCUGGACGAGGACGGCAAGGUGGCCGAGCUGAAGACAAUGUUUGCAGAUCUGAGCGAUAUGGAUCUCAGGAUGACUUUGAAGAAGUUCAAGGGUGACUUUACUAAGGCCUGCGAGGAGCUGUUGAAUAUCCAGUACCUGGAGGAGCAAGGCCUUCGGCCAAAAGGCAUCGAGGGCGCCUUUCGUCUAGAUGGCCUUGUAGGCUAUAAAGGUAAGUCUCUUCAUACAGGUCGCUCCGAUGCGCCAAAGGACAAAGGCAAGAACCGUCUGAAUGUCAACUACAGCCUCACACCCCCCAACCUGUCUGAGGAAGAUGUGACGAUUGGAACGUCGACUACGUCUGCCUACAAGUCACAACGACUCCGCGGGUCGUCCCUCCCACGUGUAUCCACUAUUCCGAAUGCUGCGACAAAGGUCACUUACUCUGCGCCCGACUCCCCCGCCUUGUCGCCCACUGACUGGCAGACCUCUUUCCAGGCUGCUCAGCAGGCCUAUCGCCGCGGUGCCUCAAACAAGCACUUUCGUCCUGUCGCCGGCGUCCUGGCGGAGCGUGCUAGGGAGCAUAUCCGGGUUGCCAGGGCCGCUGACUCACAGAAAUACCUUGCACUGGUCGAUGAAAACUCCUCUGCCCAGCACAUCGACCUGCACGGCGUGCCCGUCGCGGAUGGCGUGCGCAUCGCGCUGGAGAGGACACAGUUGUGGUGGAGCAGCCUGGGCGAGAACCGGGUGAAAGCAGCCCGAGAGGAGGGCUUUACCGUUGUGACGGGCUUGGGCAAACACAGCGCUGGCGGCGUCUCGAGGUUGCGGCAAGAAGUCGGUGCUGCGCUUAAGCGAGAAGGCUGGCGUGUCAGGCUUGAGACCGGCCAGUUUGUGGUGACUGGAAAGACGUGA